GAUAUCAAGUGUAGGCAAGUAGCUAAAGCAGUAUUCAAUUUCAAUUCCUAGUGAUGAUGGGCAAUUGGCAACGGGCACAAGAGAAGAGUUGCGAGAGAGUUUAAAGGGAUGAGUUGUGCAGCUUUAGGCCUUUCUUCUCCUUCAUUUCCAAAUGGGCAUCUUUCUUCCGCCAAUUCUACCUCUGUGGAGGACUUGGGAAUGGUGAAGCCCUCCGUUGCUCUUCCCCACUAUAAGUGGCGUUUGCUUAUAGCUUAUGACGGCACUCACUAUGCAGGUUGGCAAUUUCAAGUUUCACCACCAACUGUACAGUGCAUGGUAGAAAAGGCUUUAGUUCAAAUAACAAAGCUCGAGCGGGAGGAUCUCCACUUUGUUGGUGCAAGUAGGACUGAUACAGGAGUUCAUGCCUGGGGUCAGGUGGCACACUUCGUUACACCUUUCAAUUAUGACAGCUUGGAGAACAUUCAUGCAGCUCUAAAUGGCCUUCUUCCUUCUGAUAUCCGAGUUAGAGAGAUGAGUGCUGCGAUUCCUGAAUUUCAUGCUCGGUUUUCAGCAAAAAGGAAGGUUUACCACUACAAGAUUUAUAAUGACAGCAUCAUGGAUCCAUUUCAGCGUCACUAUGCUUAUCAUAGUGUUUAUAAACUUAAUACUGCUGCCAUGAGAGAAGCAGCAAAAAAGUUUAUUGGAAAGCAUGAUUUCUCGGCUUUUGUGAAUGCAUCGCGUAACGAUCGAGUGCCAGAUCCUGUGAAGACAAUAUUUCGCUUUGAUGUGAUUGAAAUGGGAGCUCUUUUACAGCUGGAGGUUGAAGGUUCAGGAUUUUUGUAUAGACAAGUUCGAAACAUGGUCGCUUUGCUGCUUCAAAUUGGAAGGGAAGUAGUUCCUGGUGAUAUUGUCCCAAAGAUUUUGGCAACUGGAGAUCGCAAAGAGCUGGCUAAAUAUGCCUUAUCUGCCCCACCACAUGGGCUUUGUCUUGUGGCUGUCAAAUAUAAGGAAGAGCACCUACUGCUUCCCUUAGGUUGCCCCUCAACUAGCUCUGGUAGGCAUCAUACUGUUCGCAAAUGUAAACUUUUCUUUUAUUAAUUUCAAAUGCCAACAAUUUAUUCAGCAAAGAAAUGGGUUGAGUUUAUCCAAA
This is a messenger RNA of Theobroma cacao (cacao), 1129 nucleotides long. Its product is annotated as Pseudouridine synthase family protein. Gene Ontology annotation, biological process: tRNA pseudouridine synthesis. The record is from RefSeq and is a predicted model, not a curated record. Lineage: Eukaryota; Viridiplantae; Streptophyta; Magnoliopsida; Malvales; Malvaceae. Gene Ontology annotation, molecular function: pseudouridine synthase activity; RNA binding.